Scylla paramamosain (green mud crab) is the source of this 870-nucleotide messenger RNA. RefSeq names its product mitochondrial import inner membrane translocase subunit Tim9-like (gene Tim9a). Bases 144 to 443 code for a protein of 99 amino acids. Lineage: Eukaryota; Metazoa; Arthropoda; Malacostraca; Decapoda; Portunidae. The record is from RefSeq and is a predicted model, not a curated record. The transcript is spliced from 3 exons.
CGAGUAUAUAAGGGGAGACAUCUGUUCAUAGCCAAAUGGAGAUCUGAGUAAUGAGGAGAGGUGGUAGUGGUAUACCCACACACCCACACACUAAUGACGGAUUGAUGUAUAACCAGUAGGGGGCCCAUGAAGAUACCAGCACCAUGGCUACCUUUGAUGCUGCAGGGAUGAGUGAACAGAUUCAGGCUGAGAUGCAGGUGAAACAGUUCCGCGACUUUCUGGUACAAUACAACAAGCUGAGUGAGAACUGCUUCAAUGCCUGUGUGUGGGACUUCACCUCUCGCAGCGUCAGAGCUAACGAGGAGAACUGUACACAGAACUGUGUUGAGAAAUACACCAAGGUAACACAGCGCAUCUCAGAGAGAUUCCAGGAACUUCAAAUGCUUAGUAAUGAAAAUGCAGCUUCAGCAGCCCAAAAGUUAGGAAAAUUACCUACAACAUAGUAUUUGUAUUUUAUUUAUUAAAUGUAUUAUACAACAGUAUGCAUUUAUAACAAAACUUCUCUACUGUAUUUGGGAGAGAGGAUGAAAUGCCAGACUAAGGACAAGCUCACCAAUCACUGUGUGUUCAGUAUAUUGAUCAUGUUUGCUGAGAAGUGAAAGAAUAUGUAAAAAAUAAUAAGUAAUGAAAGCAUCUUUAUAUGUUAAUACUUUUUUCUGUAAUGUAACAGUUGGGAUGUUUUAUGGUGCAGAUGGUUUUACUGUAGAUAUGAUAUAAAUAUUUUUCUGAAGACAGGGAAUGGCUCUGGACUGGUAAGUUAUCCUUGAGAACUCAUAAGUGUGCUGAACUUCAUAUAAUGUAGAUAUUUUCUAUAACAUUAAUAUGAUUUCGAAUGAAGUUAACUCAUUAAUAAAAAAACUGAGUUAUGUG